AUGGCUUCUUCAGGACUGGCCUUCGUGCAAGCACAUGGGCCGGCUGUCAACGUUGGAGCAGGACGCCAUGCUCCGCUUGCGGCUCAGCGCGCGGAGCUCCCGUCGAGUUCCGCAUCUCACUUCUCCGCCUCAGCAUCGAUGGCAGCGCUUGGCGCCGUGUCCAUCUUCGCAGUUGGCGCUCGGAGGGCUGGAUCUCGACGAGUCCAAGCACGCGGCGCGCGCAUGCAAACCAAAGCGCUGCGCCAGGAAAUGGCGGCGGCGAAGACGGUUGCAAGAAAGACCCAGUGCCUUCAUCCGGACAAGCCCAUGAUGUUUGCUUGUGCUGACUGCCCGCGUCGCAACAGCAAAGCAGCAACCGAAGCGAAUGAGUUGGGCUCUGAGCCCAUGGCUGUGGCAGCCUUCGUUGGCGAGGAGGUUGCCAGCACCGCUUGCGGGUGCGCCAGAAAGACCCAAUGCCUCCAUCCGGACAAGCCCAUGAUGUUUUCUUGUGCUGACUGCCCGCGUCGCAACAGCAAGGCAGCAACCGAAGCCAACGAGUUGGACUCUGAGCCCAUGGCUGUGGCAGCCUUCGUUGGCGAGGAGGUUGCCAGCACCGCUUGCGGGUGCGCCAGAAAGACCCAAUGCCUCCAUCCGGACAAGCCCAUGAUGUUUGCUUGUGCUGAUUGCCCGCGUCGUAACAGCAAAGCAGCAACCGAAGCGAACGAGUUGGACUCUGAGCCCAUGGCUGUGGCAGCCUUCGUUGGCGAGGAGGUUGCCAGCACUGGGCGAGCCAGGAAGACCCAGUGCCUUCAUCCGGACAAGCCCAUGAUGUUUGCUUGUGCUGACUGUCCGCGUCGCAACAGCAAAGCAGCAACCGAAGCGAACGAGUUGGACUCUGAGCCCAUGGCUGUGGCAGCCUUCGUUGGAGAGGAGGUUGCCAGCACCGCUUGCGGGUGCGCCAGGAAGACCCAGUGCCUCCAUCCGGACAAGCCCAUGAUGUUUGCUUGUGCUGAUUGUCCGCGUCGCAACAGCAAGGCAGCAACCGAAGCGAACGAGUUGGACUCUGAGCCCAUGGCUGUGGCAGCCUUCGUUGGCGAGGAGGUUGCCAGCACUGGGCGAGCCAGAAAGACCCAGUGCCUUCAUCCGGACAAGCCCAUGAUGUUUUCUUGUGCUGACUGCCCGCGUCGCAACAGCAAGGCAGCAACCGAAGCCAACGAGUUGGACUCUGAGCCCAUGGCUGUGGCAGCCUUCGUUGGCGAGGAGGUUGCCAGCACCGCUUGCGGGUGCGCCAGGAAGACCCAGUGCCUUCAUCCGGACAAGCCCAUGAUGUUUGCUUGUGCUGAUUGUCCGCGUCGCAACAGCAAGGCAGCAACCGAAGCGAACGAGUUGGACUCUGAGCCCAUGGCUGUGGCAGCCUUCGUUGGCGAGGAGGUUGCCAGCACUGGGCGAGCCAGAAAGACCCAGUGCCUUCAUCAGGACAAACCCAUGAUGUUUUCUUGUGCUGACUGCCCGCGUCGCAACAGCAAGGCAGCAACCGAAGCCAACGAGUUGGACUCUGAGCCCAUGGCUGUGGCAGCCUUCGUUGGCGAGGAGGUUGCCAGCACCGCUUGCGGGUGCGCCAGAAAGACCCAAUGCCUCCAUCCGGACAAGCCCAUGAUGUUUGCUUGUGCUGACUGUCCGCGUCGCAACAGCAAAGCAGCAACCGAAGCGAACGAGUUGGACUCUGAGCCCAUGGCUGUGGCAGCCUUCGUUGGCGAGGAGGUUGCCAGCACUGGGCGAGCCAGGAAGACCCAGUGCCUUCAUCCGGACAAGCCCAUGAUGUUUGCUUGUGCUGACUGUCCACGCCGCACCAGCUGA
Symbiodinium natans is the source of this 1836-nucleotide messenger RNA. NCBI's taxonomy places the organism in Eukaryota, Dinophyceae, Suessiales, Symbiodiniaceae. The record is from the annotation of a GenBank genome assembly.